AUGGCUACAGAAGCUGAUAUUCCCAUGGAUUGUCAAUUGCCAGAGGCCGACUCGCAUUCCGAAGAGCGGGCUGCGAAGCGAAUUAAGAUUGACGACGCAGCUGCUCCCCAGAAUCAAAAUGGAGAGGCUGGCCAAGACGCGACUCGCCCUUCGCAGAACGGCAACGAAACUCAGCCUACGCCCGAGGCUUCAAAACCUUCCGACGCGAAUGGCGGACCGGCAGACCGUGUUAAGGGCAUGGCUCCCAUCAAGAAAGAGCAAGAUGAGCCCCCCCCUACUGUGGAUGAUGACGCCGCUGAAGGCCGGGGCACAACUGGCCGAGACCAGUCUCAGAGAGACGGCGAAGACUCCAGAUCUCAGGGAAAGAAGGGAAAGAAGAAGGCAAAGGGCCAGAAUACGGAUCGCUCAUUCGGAAGAUUCGACGAUGCUAUUCCCCUCUGUAGCAGCAGGGCCUAUUCCCCGGAAUUUUCACCAAAGGAGUGCCGCUAUGGCGACUCGUGCAAGAUGUGCCACGAUCUACGCAAAUACUUGAGCGAGGGUCGUCGCGAGGACGUCGAAGCUCUCGGCGGGAAAUGCCCUGCUUUCGAGGCUUAUGGCUACUGUGCUUCGGGCUGGAAGUGCCGGUUCGUCAAGAGCCAUAUGCAAGAGAUUGAGCACGCCGAUGGCAGGAAGGAGCUGGUCUUGAGCGAUAACCGCCCGCCAAAGGCAGAACCCAAGGAGGCACCAAAGCCCAAGGAGGAUGAGUCUGCUGAGCCAGAGGCUUCUGAGGAAAAGGGGCCGAAUACUGAGGAGCGGGCGAAAAGCGAAGACGAGCUACGGCCUGACAUCUACAACGUCGUCACGAUGGGCCAAAAGAUCCAGCUCAACCGCAAGAGACUCGACUUCACCAAGGCGGACCAAUACAUCCAAUGGCUGAACCAUGAGGGUGGCAUUAGCCAAGACUUCCAUCAUCGCCGAAAAGACCAACCGGCGAUGGGACUCGAAGACCUCCGAGCUCGAUUUGUCGACCCGCCGUUCAAGCCAUCCGAGAAGCGCCGCCUGUACUUUGGUCCAGAGACUCCGACGCUUGCUCCUCUGACUACCCAGGGAAACCUACCAUUCCGACGGCUGUGCGUUGAGCUCGGUUGUCAGGCCACCUACUCAGAAAUGGCCUUGGGAAUGCCUCUUCUCCAGGGAUCCAAGCCUGACUGGACUCUGAUGCGCGCUCACAAGUCUGAGAUUACGCCUCCCAAGAUGAACCCUGGAGCCAUCCCGUUGUUCGACGACUACGAUAACUCACGCGAUCUCAAGUUUGGCGCCCAGAUCUCCGGUAGUGCUCACUGGGUCGUCACCAAGGCCGCCGACGUUCUCAACCGCUACUGUCCUCAUCUCCGCCUGAUUGACCUCAACUGCGGCUGCCCAAUCGACAAGGUCUUCAAGGGCGGCGCUGGCUCUGCGCUUCUGGAGGCGAGUGGCAAGUUGGAGCGCAUGAUUCGAGGCAUGAAUGCUGUGUCUGGCGAGAUUCCCAUCACUGCCAAGAUCAGGACCGGAGUUCGCAAGGAUCGACCAACAGCGACUCAGAUCAUUGGCAAGCUGGCCUUUGGAGCUCGCGAGCAUCGUGAACGCCUCGGCGCUCCCGGAUGCGCGGCGCUUACUCUCCACGGCCGCAGCCGCGAGCAGCGGUACACCAAGACAGCGGAUUGGGGCUACAUUGGCGAAUGCGCCGCCCUCAUCAAGACGUACAACGAGGAGAAGGCCAAAGUCACCGACACCAUUGCCGAGCCGGACGAGAGCACGCUGCCCAACGCCAAGGACGGGCGCAUGUACUUCCUCGGCAACGGCGACUGCUUCUCCCACGUCGACUACUACGAGCACAUUGACAACGCCCGCGUCGACACGGUCAUGAUUGGCCGCGGCGCCCUCAUCAAGCCCUGGAUCUUUGAGGAGAUUGAAAAGGGCCAGUACCUCGACAAGUCGUCCACCGAGCGUCUUGGCUACAUUGAAAAGUUUGUCAAGUACGGUCUCGAGGCCUGGGGCUCCGACGAGCUGGGCAUCGGCUACACCAGGCGCUUCCUGCUCGAGUAUCUGAGCUUCGCGCACCGCUAUGUGCCGAUUGGCCUGUUGGAGCACUUGCCUCCGCGGUUGAACGACCGGCCGCCGGCGUAUAAGGGUAGAGAUGAGAUGGAGACGUUGAUGGCGUCGGAUAACUACAAGGACUGGAUCAAGAUCAGCGAAAUGUUCCUCGGACCGGUUCACCCAGGCUUCCAGUUCCAGCCCAAGCACAAAUCGAAUGCCUACGAAGCUGAAGGCUAG
Molecule: messenger RNA, 2292 nt
Organism: Trichoderma reesei QM6a
Lineage: Eukaryota; Fungi; Ascomycota; Sordariomycetes; Hypocreales; Hypocreaceae
Exons: 3
Coding region: 1-2292 (763 amino acids)
Biological process (GO): tRNA processing
Molecular function (GO): RNA binding; flavin adenine dinucleotide binding; tRNA dihydrouridine synthase activity
Source: RefSeq, a predicted model, not a curated record